CAAUGAUUUAGUAGCUUAAGUACUGAGGAAGAGAGUAAGUAGCUCUCGAAAUACGUAUUUACUGACUAUCUGGCAUCUGGCAACGUGGGCCGUAGCACCGCAACUUUCUUCACCACAUUCUCUGCUCCAGGUAAAAAAUGUCGCGUGUAACAAAACGUAAACAUGUUAUGAGGGAAAUGUUCACUGAUGGUUUUGAACUGCCGAAAGAAAACCAGCAAAUUGUCCGAGUAGUGAGCAGUCGAGGAAACAAUCUGCAUGAGGUCGAACCGGCCGCAGAUGGCGGACAUUUUCUGGUUUCGAUGCCAACUAAGUUCCGCAAAACCAUUUGGGUGAAACGCGGCGACUUUGUCCUAGUCGAACCUAUUGAAGAAGGAGUUAAGGUCAAGGGAGAAAUGUGUAAAAUCUUGACAGCCGAGCACGUAAAAGAGUUUUCAAAGGAAGGAAUCUGGCCGAGGAAAUUCACCAAGAAGAGAGAGCUAGAGCAAGAAGACGAUGAACUUUUCCGCAAUGUCAAUAGGCGCUACGAGGAAUCUUCGGAAGACGAUUCGACAGGAAGUGACGAAGAAGGCAACUCUACGGAGGAUGAUGAAACCCAAACAUAAUUGUGAUUAAUUAUUAAGAAAAAAAAAACAAUAAAUGAAAAUUGCGCACGUA
Hermetia illucens (black soldier fly) is the source of this 654-nucleotide messenger RNA. RefSeq names its product probable RNA-binding protein EIF1AD. Gene Ontology annotation, molecular function: RNA binding; translation initiation factor activity. The transcript has a single exon. Bases 138 to 602 code for a protein of 154 amino acids. Gene Ontology annotation, biological process: translational initiation. The record is from RefSeq and is a predicted model, not a curated record. Gene Ontology annotation, cellular component: nucleus. Lineage: Eukaryota; Metazoa; Arthropoda; Insecta; Diptera; Stratiomyidae.